Messenger RNA from Betta splendens (Siamese fighting fish), 4963 nucleotides. RefSeq names its product SMAD specific E3 ubiquitin protein ligase 2 (gene smurf2). Gene Ontology annotation, biological process: ubiquitin-dependent protein catabolic process; negative regulation of BMP signaling pathway. Gene Ontology annotation, molecular function: protein binding; ubiquitin protein ligase activity. The record is from RefSeq and is a predicted model, not a curated record. NCBI's taxonomy places the organism in Eukaryota, Metazoa, Chordata, Actinopteri, Anabantiformes, Osphronemidae. Bases 443 to 2755 code for a protein of 770 amino acids. The transcript has 19 exons.
CGGGCGCGCGCGUGCGUGCGUGCGUGCAUGCGCGCGCGGCGUGUGAGCUCCGGUUGUGGAGACUGCGCCGUCGUCACGGCUCUGCCCCCAACAGCUGCCUCCUGAAGCGGGAUCUCUAGCGGACGCCCCGCACUCUCAGUCCCGGUGAGCGCAGAGCAGGACGCGGUCCGAGGCGCAGCUUGUUCCGAAGAUGUGAAGCGCAGCCGCGCCGCUGGAGCUGCGUCCGCCCGGGCCCGUUUUACGCCGCACGUUGCAGCUGCUCUUCUCGUCCGUCUCAUUUGUGCGUUUUCCUCUCGCUAUGCUCGCAGUUCCGUCCACAUCCGGGCCACAAUGCCGUGACUCCAUUAUUGUCUAAAAGUGGCGGAGCGGCUCAUCAACCUGGCUGUUUUUUUAAUUUUUACACGUUUUUAAUACGCGCCGUGAAGGCUGGGACCCAGAGGACAUGUCGAACCAAGGCGUUCGGCGGAAUGGCCCCGUGAAGCUGCGCCUAACAGUGCUCUGUGCCAAAAAUCUUGUGAAGAAAGACUUUUUCCGCCUCCCGGAUCCUUUUGCCAAGGUGGUUGUGGACGGCUCUGGACAAUGCCACUCUACAGACACUGUGAGGAACACACUUGACCCCAAGUGGAACCAACACUAUGACCUAUACAUCGGAAAGUCCGACUCCAUUACUAUCAGUGUGUGGAAUCACAAGAAGAUUCACAAGAAGCAAGGGGCCGGGUUCCUGGGCUGUGUCCGCCUUCUGUCCAACGCCAUUAACCGCCUUAAAGACACAGGCUACCAGAGACUAGACUUGAACAAGCUGAGUCCCAAUGACAGUGACACGGUCAGAGGCCAGAUAGUGGUGAGCCUGCAGUCUAGGGACCGGAUAGGCACAGGAGGCCCUGUAGUGGACUGCAGUCGUCUGUUUGACAAUGAUCUUCCAGAUGGCUGGGAGGAGAGGAGGACCGCGUCUGGCCGAAUCCAGUACUUGAACCACAUCACACGCACCACACAGUGGGAGAGGCCUACCAGGCCGGCAUCAGAGUACUCCAGCCCCGGUCGACCUCUCAGCUGCAUUGUGGAUGAGAAUACGCCCAUCAGCACCAACGGUGCCACGCCUACCACAGCUUUGCCGCCGAGCGAUGGAGACCAGCGUGCCCAGGAGAGACGGGUCCGUUCCCAGAGGCACCGGAACUACAUGAGCAGAACCCACCUGCACACACCCCCAGACCUGCCUGAGGGUUAUGAGCAAAGGACUACGCAGCAGGGCCAGGUGUACUUCCUCCACACUCAGACAGGUGUCAGUACGUGGCAUGACCCCAGAGUCCCCAGAGACCUGAGUAACGUGAACUGUGAGGAACUCGGUCCUCUACCUCCAGGAUGGGAGAUCAGGAACACAGCCACAGGGAGGGUAUACUUUGUGGACCAUAACAACCGAACCACACAGUUCACUGACCCCCGCCUCUCCGCCAAUCUGCAUCUAGUCCUAAACCCAAGUCCCAAUGGUUCCAGAGGAGGCAUCGAAAGUCAGAAUGUCAGUCGCCAGAACCAGUUGAAGGAUCAGGCCCAGCAGGCUCUGGUGUCCCCCGGUCAGAUCCCAGAGGAGGCUGAGUGCCUCACGGUCCCCAAGUACAAGCGAGACCUUGUUCAGAAGCUGAAGAUCCUGCGCCAGGAACUGUCCCAGCAGCAGCCUCAGGCCGGCCACUGCCGCAUUGAAGUGUCCCGCGAGGAGAUCUUUGAGGAGUCGUAUCGGCAGGUGAUGAAGAUGAGGCCAAAGGACCUGUGGAAGAGGCUCAUGGUGAAAUUUAGAGGAGAGGAGGGGCUCGACUAUGGAGGAGUGGCCAGAGAGUGGCUCUACCUGCUGUCGCACGAGAUGCUGAACCCCUACUACGGACUCUUCCAGUACUCUCGGGAUGACAUCUACACGUUGCAGAUCAACCCGGACUCUGCUGUCAAUCCUGAGCACUUGUCAUACUUUCACUUUGUGGGCCGUAUUAUGGGAAUGGCAGUAUUUCACGGCCACUACAUAGACGGAGGCUUCACCCUACCCUUCUACAAACAGCUUCUGGGGAAACCCAUCACCCUGGACGACAUGGAGUCCGUUGACCCAGACCUGCACAACAGCCUCGUCUGGAUCCUGGACAACGACAUCACAGGUGUGCUGGACCACACCUUCUGCGUAGAACACAACGCCUAUGGAGAGAUCAUCCAGCACGAGCUCAAGCCCAAUGGUAAGAGCAUCCCCGUCACCCAGGACACUAAGAAGGAGUAUGUGCGUCUCUACGUCAACUGGCGCUUCCUGCGAGGCAUUGAGGCCCAGUUCCUGGCUCUGCAGAAGGGCUUCAACGAGGUCAUCCCGCAGCACCUGCUCAAGGCUUUUGAUGAGAAGGAGCUAGAGCUGAUCGUGUGUGGCCUGGGUAAAAUCGACAUUAACGACUGGAAGUCCAACACUCGGCUCAAACACUGCACUCCUGACAGCAACAUCGUCAAGUGGUUCUGGAAGGCGGUGGAGUCCUUCGACGAGGAGCGUCGAGCUCGGCUGCUGCAGUUUGUCACCGGCUCUUCCAGAGUUCCCCUGCAGGGCUUCAAGGCCCUCCAAGGUGCUGCUGGUCCACGGCUCUUCACCAUCCACCAGAUUGAUGCCAACGCCAACAACCUGCCAAAAGCUCACACCUGUUUCAAUCGCAUCGACAUUCCUCCCUACGAGCACUAUGACAAACUGUACGACAAGUUGCUGACGGCCAUUGAGGAGACGUGUGGCUUUGCUGUAGAGUGAGUGGUGGACGCGUGAGGCAGAGCUCCAUGGCAACCAGCAGCACCACGGUUACGCCAGGAUGACCCUCGUCUUGUCCUCCUUCCCAUCCACUCAGACAGGGUUUACCUAUGGUUGCUUUAUCCAGUGACACCCACAUGUUCUGGGUGCACAUGAGAGCGGGUGUGCACAGUUUAGAAAAUGUCACUGACUGGCUUUGUUUUUUAGGCCAUCCAGCCCUUUUUGUCUCUUUUUAAAAUCAUGGAAAGGAUCUCUUCAGCUGCUAAUAACUCAGACUAUUUACUAACUUGUGGAACCUGCAAAAGUUGCUGGCUCUUCCCUUUUUUUCUAAGUUCAUUUUAGCAUUUAAAACAAGACUGUAUCCAUGUAGCAGUUCUCCAAUUUUACCCAGCAGAACACAAGGUCAGGCCACUCUGAGACAACGGUGUCACGUCCAGUUUGUUUGAGUGUACAGGGUUCUUAUCUGUAACCACGACCACUUGGAAACACUAGAUUUGGAUCCGGAGUGAGCACGAGCCAGGCUGCGUCGGUGCUUCAGAGUGACCGCGCUGAAGCCUGGAAACACGGGGAAUGAACGAGGCAGAGCCCGACUGUUUACAGCCUUCUCCAAAGACAGCACCAGAGACCUCUGCGCCUGCGUUCCCACACACCUUCACACGUUUGACGGCUAUUUUCGUUUGAAAUUGAAUAAAUGAAUGCAUAGCUUGAAAUGUGUUAUUUUUAUAUAACAGGGAAACUGAAAAGAAACAACAAAAGUCUAUAUAAUAUAUAUAAUUUAUUGCUGUUAUAUUUCAGAACCCCUUUUUUCAUUGUUUCAGUAACAUAGAAAGAUCUUUUAAUGUAAAGUCUUACUGUUUAAAUUAUAGGAGACAAUUAGUGAAAGCAGAAUGAAGUUCACUAAAGAAUGCUGUGGUGUUUUUCCUUGACAGCCUCUGUACGUGGACGAGGCGAGUCUUAAGAGCAAAAAAGUUAAAUCACAAUAUCCUGAGUGCCAUAAACAUUUUGAAUGAAUGAAUCUGUGCAAAUAUUGAACGUGCCCUUUAAAUUCUAUUGAUUUCAUCUUAGAGCUACGCUUGGAGGUGUCCCCCUCGGUUAUACGUUUAUCACUGUCAUUUGUAGCUGGGCUAUAUUACUAUUAUAAUUAUUAUUGUCUAUAGCAUGCAACUAUCAUUAUUGUCUAAUAGUAUUCUGUUACAAAGGCCAUAAUAAUCUGUUUUGUGUUGCCUUCAUGUUGUUGAAAGAAGAAACCUGCUACCUUGUAGCCAUGUGGUGCUAAACAGCAUUAACGUCGUCUUACAUUGGCAACUAGACUUGGACAUACUACUGCUCAACGUGCACAGUACACUACUCAUGCUCGUACCUGUUUGAAGCAUUUCCAAGAAUUCAGGAGCCCUGCAGGGCCACGUUCUCAGGAGAUGUAGCAUCCCUUACUACGACUCAAUCUGACCCUUUUCACCUUGAUUUCUGUGAAUGUUAUUUUAAAAGUGGAAGCGUUAAUGUGUUUGUCCCACAGCAGCCCAUUAACACACGUUGACGGCUGCAUGUCCCAUCCUGUGCUUCUGGUUGAAUGGGAUGAACGCUCAUCCUGCCACGCAGUCCUAGCAGUGGUGAUUUUAUUUAGAGAAGGGGAGGGGUUUGUUUUCUACCAUUAAAAAUUCAAUUCUUGAAUGUUUUUAAAAGAUGCUGCCUGUUUAGCAAUCUCUACGACCGCGGACUGUUCCUAACAUUUGCAUACACCCACCGGGAAAAAAAACGUUUGUUGAUUUAAUUCUGUGCUUAGACGAGUGUAUGCAAGUGAGAGUCCUCGGGUGGUGCUUUGUACAGUAAUAAAAUAUGGAUCAUACAUGUGGCUCAAGCAACCUGUAAUUUAUCUUCUAACUUAAGUAGAAAAACAGUUUGUAGAGCUGAAAGAAUGACCAGAAUGAGGAUGUUGUGUUUAAUGGCACCUUCUUGGCCACAUACUUCUCCUCCAGUGCACAAGCUGGUGGCCCGACUGUCUGCUCCCACACUACACCGCUCUGCGUCCCCGUAGCUGCCUCUCACAGGACAACUGGACAGAAGCCGCUUUUUUAUAGCAUGAUCCACUAGCAGGACUAUCUCUCAUAGCUGACUGAUGCAAUUUGAUGUAUGUUAACACUAUCAUUUUGUAAGAGUAUUUUAUUUUUGUGUGUAAUUAGGUCUAAUUAAACUUGCCUUUGUCUAACAAUGUAA